CUUACUCUUUGCCCGCCGUCUCGCUCGCCCGCGUCUCGCUCACCUGUCAUCUCGCCUGCGCGCAGUCUCAUCUGUUGUCUCGCCUGCAUGAUCUUGCCUGUGUCCUCUUGCCCACGCCCUCUCGCCUACAUCCUCACAUAACUGCUAUUGCACAUUCCAGGUGCAGAUCUACCAGAAAUGCCUGUUCCUUGUCGGGCACCCGUCGGACGGUUCCGCACCGAAGGAAAAGACGCUGAAGGGUCACUUCAAAGCGCCCUCAUUCCCUUCUAGUGUUCUGCGAUCAUGAGUGAAUCUCCGCGGUGCGACUUCCUCGACUUAGCUGAUCCGUCGACAGUCCCGCCUCCCAUCGAGGGCGACCUGCCGUUGCAGAGCAGCAGUGCGGGAGCAGACACUAAAGGCGCGAGGGUUGUCUUAUCGGUGAAGCGGACAAAGGAACUCGAGCGGGAAGCCAAGGAGAAAGAGUAUGCUGAUGGUCAGCAUCCAAACAUGAUCGACGGUGUCUAGCAUUGCUCGAACUGCGGCUGUCCUGAGGAUAUCGCCGUGGGACUCAGAAAAUGCCUGCUUGGAGACAAGUCGCAGUGCGGUACAUGUGAUCGAACGUGACAUCGGAAUCUCGUUCUAGAAGCCGACUAAGCACGUAUA
This is a messenger RNA of Fomitopsis serialis, 642 nucleotides long. RefSeq lists its product as uncharacterized. The record is from RefSeq and is a predicted model, not a curated record. Lineage: Eukaryota; Fungi; Basidiomycota; Agaricomycetes; Polyporales; Fomitopsidaceae. The transcript is spliced from 3 exons. Bases 283 to 504 code for a protein of 73 amino acids.